Molecule: messenger RNA, 554 nt
Organism: Lotus japonicus
Lineage: Eukaryota; Viridiplantae; Streptophyta; Magnoliopsida; Fabales; Fabaceae
Product: small polypeptide DEVIL 21-like
Exons: 1
Coding region: 27-146 (39 amino acids)
Biological process (GO): negative regulation of cell population proliferation
Source: RefSeq, a predicted model, not a curated record
UAUCCAUCAGCAAUCAGAGACUCAAAAUGGGAAGAAUGGGUAGGAGAUUUUCCAAGUUGAGGAGAAUGGUAAGACAACAAAGGGGGAAGCUUUACAUCAUGAGGGUGUGUAUCACUAUGCUUCUAAAUUGGCACAAGUACUCUUAGCAGAAACACUUAUUUUGUUGUACCUUUUUGAGUUUGAGGUAUCAUCAUGUAGCUUAUUGGCUUUGACCAUUGCACAUCAGCAUUUAAUGAACUUGUGUUGUGUUUGGUGUAAUUCCUUUCUUUUGCACUGUCUUAUGUUACUAAUUAGACAGGAUCACAGGAAUGUUAACAAUAAUCAGAAAUUACUUUCCUUUGUAUAGCUUUUACAUGUAUGAUUAGAAUCUGACACUUCUAGAAAUUAUCAAUCACUGAUUUGGUCACAUACUUAGUAAAUACAACAGUAUGAUUUUCAAUUUUCACUAGUACAUGUUAAGCUGAUAAUUUCCACUGACUUAUGUUAAGAUUGCUCUCCAUCACAUGGUCAAAAGUCCUAGCUGGACUAUGUGGUUGGUAGCUAUAUGAUAAAAG